GGCCACAACUCUAACUCACCCAUAUCAAUAUUUAUAAAAUAAGGUCGUUCACAUCUUCAAAGGAAGGUGACCUUAUCAUGGACCAUGGAAAGGGUUCUCCAGUACUGGGCCCUCGACAUGACUCUGGCAGCCGAGUCCAGAAGCCAGAAUCAGCAUCAGACAAGCUUGCCUCUUUGAAGGCUCGAGUCGCCGCAGCAGUUGGGAAUAGCAAAGCGAAAGGAGGUCUAAAUGUUGGUUUACAUCCUGCACUGGAAGAUCAUGGACAGUGGAAGCCCUCGAAGACUGUCGCGCCAAAGUUUGCGACGAGCAUAGGCAACGCACGACCUCUGGAGAAACAGUCUGCGAAAGGCAAAAAACAACUCGAUUUGUCAGGGCCGUCACCAGAAGAUAUCCGCAACAAUCCAUACUUUGAUAACAGCUUGGGCGGACAGACAGCAACACUCAAGAACAGGCAUUCACGACAGCUUGUGUUCAACCAAAAAGGGAAAUAUAUCCAGCAGGCAAAUGCACUCCGACGUCAGGCCGCCUUGGAGGCGAUGAAAAAGCGGAUCGCAGAGUCGUCACGGAAAAUUGGAAUCGAUGAAGAUUUAGACACAGAAAAGAACUAUCUCGUCGAGGCACCUCCUGAUGUCGAAUGGUGGGAUGAAGGCUUGGUGGAUGGCAAAGACUAUACGCACAUUGACGACCCGAAGAGACUCAAGCUAGACACAUCCGAUUCCAUUAUAACACACUACAUACAACACCCGGUUCUCCUUGAACCUCCGCAGGAGAAAAAUGUGCCGGCACCAAAGCCUAUGUUCCUAACAGCGAAGGAGCAGGCCAAAUUACGGCGGCAACGUCGCAUGGUUGAUCUUAAGGAGCAACAAGCAAAGAUUAGACUGGGUCUUGAGCCUGCACCUCCUCCAAAGGUUAAGAAAGGGAACCUCAUGCGUGUUCUUGGUGAAGAGGCUGUCAAAGAUCCAACUGCAGUCGAGGCGCGGGUCAACAGAGAAAUUGCGGAGCGGCACACGAAGCAUUUGGAUACGAACGAAGACCGAAAACUCACGAAAGAGCAAAAGCUCGAAAAAUUGGCGUUGAACCAGGAGAAGGAUGCCGCUAAAGGUAUUCACAUUAUGGUUUUCAAGAUCAACAGUUUGGCAAAUGGUAGCCAUCGAUUCAAGAUUGCCAAAAAUGCAGAGCAAUACGCUCUUACAGGAAUAUGCAUCAUGAACCCGAGAUUCAACCUGGUCAUUGUGGAAGGUGGAGAACACAGCAUCAGGCAAUAUAAGAAACUGAUGCUGUCCCGAAUUGAUUGGACGGAAAGCUCCCCGACAAGAGCGAAGGAAACGCAUCAAGAAGAAUUGGUGGACUGGCUGAAGGGAGAGGACGAGAAAGGGGCACUAAAAGACAUGAGUUUGAACAGCUGCACACUGGUAUUCGAGGGCGAAGAAAAAGCAAGAGCAUUUCGCAAAUGGGGAAGUAAAGUUUGCGAAACAGAUGCAACAGCACGGGAGGCAUUGACUAGGUCGAAGAUGGAAAACAUGUGGACUCAAGCGAAGACAAUGCCUUGAGAUGUAGAUAUUGUAACAAUUUAUACCCCAGAAAUUAGUAUUCGGGUCCUACUCCGAGAGUAACUAAAGAAUUAAUACGCCAUGCUUUAUGAACC
Messenger RNA from Pseudogymnoascus destructans, 1645 nucleotides. RefSeq lists its product as uncharacterized. Gene Ontology annotation, cellular component: U4/U6 x U5 tri-snRNP complex. The transcript has a single exon. The record is from RefSeq and is a predicted model, not a curated record. Bases 78 to 1550 code for a protein of 490 amino acids. Lineage: Eukaryota; Fungi; Ascomycota; Leotiomycetes; Thelebolales; Thelebolaceae. Gene Ontology annotation, biological process: mRNA splicing, via spliceosome.